AGUUCAUGUCAAUGUUUUUUUCUCUCUCUCUCUUCUUCUUCUUCUUUCCUUAGUAGUGUUAAUACCGAGUCAUUUGUUUCAAAGUUAGAAGAGUAGCAUGAUAAUUUCCAAGGUAAUGGCACAGUUAUUUACUGGACUUGUCUUCCUCUCAGUUUUCUUCCGUUACUGUUACUCCAUAGCAGCCGACACUUUGAGCCCUAAUCAGCCUCUCCAUGAUGGCCAAACCUUAGUCUCAGCCAAAGAAACCUUUGCCUUAGGCUUCUUCAGCCCUGGCGAAUCAAAGAACAGAUACGUUGGGAUUUGGUACCACAAACUACCAGGAGGCCAGGCAACAACAGUAGUAUGGGUUGCCAACCGCCGAAGUCCAUUAUCAGGCACCAACGGAAGCUUGGAACUGAAUGGCAACGGAAGCCUUACCAUCAACUCCAUGAUGUUCUUGCCCAUGCCCACAGUAGCCCUCACCAAUCCAGUGGCACAGCUCUUAGAUGAUGGCAACUUUGUUAUCAGAGAAGCCAACAGCAACGAGUUCGCUUGGCAGAGCUUUGACUACCCGACGGACACCAUUCUCUCGGGCAUGAAGCUCGGGUGGGACUUGAGAACUGGUCUUAACCGCAAUCUCACCGCCUGGCGGAGCUACGACGAUCCAGCUCCAGGGACCUACGUCCUAUCCAUGGACCUCCAAGGGAUUCCUCAAUUCAAUUUAUGGUCUGGUUCAACUAAAAAGUGGCGCUCUGGGCCAUGGACUGGUAUUAAGUUCAGCAACCUAGAAGAACAGCCGCGCACCUAUGGCCUCUCUUUUGGUUUUGUUAACAACAACGACGAGGUUUACUACAUGUAUAACACAACGGGUACACAGAUUGUGAGUCGGGCUCUAGUGGACCAAUCUGGAAUGACAUCAAAUUUUGUGUGGAUUGAGAGCACUGGCAUGUGGAAUCUCUUCAUGAACUACCCCAUGAACGAGUGCCAACAGUACUCAAGAUGCGGGACUUACAGCGUGUGCGACAUCGAUGUCUGGCCCAUAUGCAGCUGCUUGCAAGGGUUCAAGCCAAAGUCGCCGCAAGAGUGGCCUUUCAUGGAUGUCUCAGCCGGUUGCGAACGCCUAACAGAGCUGGACUGCAAGAACAGGUCCGACGGGUUCAUGGUUGUCACCCUUGCGGCGUUGCCAGAAACCUCAAACGCCAUCCUAUACACAAACAUUAGCCUGGAUGAAUGCGGCGCAAGGUGUUUGAAGAAAUGCUCAUGCACAGCCUAUGCCACAGCCAACAUCAAUGGUGCAGGCUUUGGAUGCGUUAUUUGGGUGAUGGAGCUCAUCGACCUGAGAAUGUCCUCUCAUCCUACACAGGAUGUCUUUGUCCGGCUUGCCGCUGAUGAUAUAGCAUCAAUCUCAAACAACUAUAGUAAGAAAAAUCAAUCCAAAUCAAUGGUUUGGAUCAUAGUUUUCUCAAUGGUGGCAUUGAUAAUUCCAUUAAUAUACUUCUGUUCAUGGAGAAAGAAGAAGAUGAUACAAAAAGACAUAAGAGCAAAUGGUGAAUUUGAACUAGCACAAUUUCAAUGGAGUACCCUACUAGCAGCUACACACAACUUUGCUACGACAAACAUUCUCGGAAAAGGUGGUUUUGGUCUUGUCUAUAAGGGGAAGCUGUCUGAGGGACACGAAAUUGCAAUUAAGAGACUCUCAAGGAGCUCAACACAAGGCAUUGAUGAGUUUGAAAAUGAAGUUACUUUUAUUGCAAAGCUUCAACACCGUAACCUUGUGAGACUUUUAGGAUACUGCAUUAAAGGAGAUGAAAAGAUUCUUGUCUACGAGUAUAUGCCCAAUGGAAGCUUGGAUGGAUUUCUAUUUGGCAAAGAAGAAGGAGAUCAUUUGGACUGGCAAACACGCUUCCACAUCAUUGAAGACUUUGGUUUAGCCAGAAAUUUUGGAGAUUGUGAUACAAUGAUCAAGACAAAAAGAGUAGUUGGCACAUAUGGAUAUAUGGCCCCCGAAUAUGCAUUGGAUGGAAUUUUCUCAACGAAGUCAGAUGUCUUUAGCUUUGGGGUGUUAAUCUUGGAAGUCAUAAGUGGCCAAAGAAAUAGGAUUUUACUCUCAAAUCCACACCUUUACCUUCUUGGGAAAGCUUGGAGAUUAUGGAAUGAAGGGAAGGUUUUGGAUUUAUUAGAUCCAUUAAUCGGCAACUCAUUUUCAAUGACUCAAGUUAUGAGAUGUAUAAAUAUAGGUCUCUUGUGUGUUCAAGAAAAACCGGAGGAUAGACCAUCCAUGGCAUCAGUAGUUGUCAUGUUAAGCAAUGAUGAUACCCCAUUUCCAGAGCCUAAAGAACCGGGUUUUAAAGCUAUUUUUUCCACUAAGCAUGAUGCAGUUUCAAAUCAGAAUGACUUGCAUACUUAUAAUGAUAUCACACUCACAGAGCAAAUAGGUAGAUAGCAUCAUUAAAAAUCGAAAUACCCAACUUUAUUGUAUUGAUUUAAUUGUGUAUACAAUAUUAACCUUAUGAUGUCUUGUACUCUUGGAAAUUUCUUUCAUUUGCCAUAUGAAAAUAUGUG
This is a messenger RNA of Dioscorea cayenensis subsp. rotundata (Guinea yam), 2541 nucleotides long. Its product is annotated as receptor-like serine/threonine-protein kinase SD1-8. NCBI's taxonomy places the organism in Eukaryota, Viridiplantae, Streptophyta, Magnoliopsida, Dioscoreales, Dioscoreaceae. Gene Ontology annotation, biological process: protein phosphorylation; recognition of pollen. Bases 98 to 2422 code for a protein of 774 amino acids. The record is from RefSeq and is a predicted model, not a curated record. Gene Ontology annotation, molecular function: ATP binding; protein serine/threonine kinase activity. The transcript is spliced from 8 exons.